Molecule: messenger RNA, 1260 nt
Organism: Fomitiporia mediterranea MF3/22
Lineage: Eukaryota; Fungi; Basidiomycota; Agaricomycetes; Hymenochaetales; Hymenochaetaceae
Product: DUF914-domain-containing protein
Exons: 8
Coding region: 1-1260 (419 amino acids)
Biological process (GO): transmembrane transport
Cellular component (GO): membrane
Molecular function (GO): transmembrane transporter activity
Source: RefSeq, a predicted model, not a curated record
AUGGCGGAUAUUGCAGUCGUGAGCGACCAGCCUGCACUUGUGCGCACGGACUCAAAGCGUUCCGUCGCCGAUUCCAUCUCAAAAUCAAUACGUCGGUCAACUUCCAGCAGCGGACCAGAAGAGCUUCCAAGACCAGUGAUUGCAACUCGUCCGCCGAUUGACUAUAGUUCUCUACCGGCGCUUGUAAGAAGCACUUGGAUUCGAUUUAGGAGUAUCUGGACGCGUAGAUUUAUCCUGUCCCUUCUUGCGGGACAGGUCGUCUCUCUUUGCAUCACCUGUACCAAUGUGACGACGACAGAGCUGGUGUCCAGAAAUUGGUCGCUUCCGACAACGCAGACAUGGUUCCUGUACUUCUCGUUGUUUGCGAUAUAUACUCCGUACACCUUUUAUCGAUACGGACUCACGGGAUGGGCAAAGAUGGUGUUUAGAGAUGGCUGGAAGUAUUUUUUCCUUGCUGCAUGUGACGUGGAAGGGAACUUCUUAGUUGUCAAAGCAUACAAUUAUACGACGCUGCUCUCAUGUAUGUUACUGGAUGCUUGGGCAAUUCCUGUCUGUCUAUUCUUUUGCUGGUUGUAUAUGCGCCCGAAAUACCAAUUGACGCAACUGCUCGGCGUGGUUGUGUGUGUCGCCGGUUUGGGUUUACUCGUUGCGUCCGAUCAUAUCACCGAGAAGGACUACGCUGCAAAGAACAUGGCGCUCGGUGAUGGAUUCAUGAUUCUGGGAGCAUCCCUGUAUGGCUUUACCAACGCAACAGAAGAGUUCUUCGUCCGCCGACGCCCCCUGUACGAAGUCGUAGGCCAACUCGGAAUGUGGGGGACACUCAUCAACGGUAUCCAAGCUGCCGGGCUAGAGCACAAGGACAUGCGCUUGGCGACUUGGAACGGCGAGAAUAUCGGGCUUCUCGUCGCUUAUACAGGUGCAAUGUUCAUUUUGUAUACAGUCGCGCCGUUGUUGUACCGUUUGGCGUCGUCGGCGUAUUAUAAUAUCUCGCUUUUGACGAGUGACUUUUAUGGAUUGCUGUUUGGGCUGUUUCUCUUCCACUAUAAGCCGUACUGGCUAUACUUCCCAGCGUUCGCCGUCGUCAUCCUCGGACUUAUCAUUUACUUCUGGUCUUCCACACCGGAGGAACAAGGUAGACUCGACCCGCGUGUUCCGACGUACGUCACUGGACGAGGAAGUGCCGCAGCUAAUGCUGAACCUUCCGGUUCAGGCGACCUUAUACGAGACGUCCCAAAUAGAUCACGGGAUUCGAAGGCCUAA